AUGCGUGUAGUGCGAUUGUUAGUUCGUACUGCUUGCCAUCGAACCGUGCGUUCUGUAUGUGGUACGCGAUAUACGGGGAGCUGCUCAGUGAAAAUGACAAUACGCGAAGGUUCUGCCUUUAUUAAUUUACCGGAGGGUGUUUUUUACAAUCCUGUUCAAGAGUUUAAUCGGGAUCUCACAAUAGCCGUUGUAAAGCACUAUGCGAAAAAACAUUUUGAGGAAUUUAUAAAUAAAGGAAUCAAGAAGGCAGGUGAGAAGGGGGCUCCAGAACCCGUUACAUAUUCCGGAUUGUCUGUGCUCGAGGCUCUCUCUGCAUCUGGCCUGCGUUCCAUUAGAUUUGCUAAAGAAGUUCCACUUCUAAACAAGGUAGUUGCGAAUGAUCUUGAUCCAAAUGCGGUGAGACUGAUUGAGGAGAACGUUAGGCUCAAUGCUGUUGGAGAUUCUGUUGUGCCGUCCUGUGCUGAUGCGGUUGGUUUAAUGCACGACUCUGUUAAGAAUAAGUUUCACGUUGUUGACAUUGAUCCGUAUGGCACGGCUGUCCCUUUCCUAGAUGCAGCUGUUCAGUGUCUUUUUGAUGGUGGCCUUCUUUGCGUGACUUGUACUGAUAUGGCUGUCCUUUGUGGCAGCGCUGCUGGCACAGCCUACGGCAAAUAUGGGGGAGUAGCCAUCAAGAUGGCAGCUCAACACGAACAGGGUCUGCGGUUAUUGCUGCAUGCGAUGCAGCAGGCAGCAAGUCGAUAUGACAGGGUAAUCGAACCUCUUCUCUCGCUCUCCAUAGACUUUUAUGCUCGCGUCUUUGUGCGCGUCCGGACCAGCCCAUCAAGAGUCAAGCGGAUUGCCUCCCGACUGGCCAUCAUUUAUUCCUGCACAGGUUGUCAGGUGGGGCUAUUUCUUUCUAUCCUCUUUUUCAUGUCUGAUGACCAUAGGUUUUGGCUGCGGCCAUUGCAAUCCGAUGGGUCAAUUUGUCCCAUAACUUUGCAUGUGGUCGUAAUCGAAGUUGCAAUGCUCUCGAGUGGGAUGAAGUAUGAGGGAUCGGUGAUAAACCUCGUCGUUCUCAAUGUACUCAUUUAG
Messenger RNA from Hydatigera taeniaeformis, 1071 nucleotides. The record is from the annotation of a GenBank genome assembly. NCBI's taxonomy places the organism in Eukaryota, Metazoa, Platyhelminthes, Cestoda, Cyclophyllidea, Taeniidae.